AUGGCGCUUCAUUUAUCAAAAUAAUCCGUGACGUCACUUGUUCAGCAACGAAGAAGGAUACUGAUCUUUUUAACGUAACUUCUGUGCACAUCGACUUCAAGUCUACCGUUUUAAACCACGUUAAGUUUUUAACGAUCCCAUCCCGAUUAAAGCAUGACGAUUUUACCCAAGAAAACGGUAUCCAAGAAUAAAAACGAAACCGAUAAUGUCGACAAAAAUUUACCCCACCAUCCUCGACAUCAUUCUCAUGCUACUACGUCGGAAACUCGUCACGAAAAACCAGUGCGCGUAAUAAACUCGCCUACCCGGUGGCUACCCACCCCAGGUAGGGAAGAUGCCGCUCACGUUGACCCCGGGCCCUAUGAAGGCCACGAAGCCUCGAGCAGUCAUAAUAAACGAAGGCACAGGACGUCUCCCCAUAGGAAUCAUCCUAGAAAGCAUAGAGGGGCACACACAGCGCAUUCGUCCACCGUUGUUACCCACAUGGCAACACAUACUGCUCCAAAAAACGUUCCCAUUGAGGAGGAAGAAACUAGACGCAAUAGUGACGACGAGUAUGUUCCACCUGCGCCAUCAGAAAAUCUAGAAGAACUCGAGAAGUGGUUUGAGAAUGGCUUGAAAGAGAAGAAAGGAUUUGUUAUAAGGAAGAUGGGAGAGGAUGGGGCUUGUCUUUUCAGGGCUGUCGCGGACCAGGUGUAUGGGGAUCAAGAAAUGCAUACUACCGUUAGAAAACAAUGUAUAGAAUAUCUAGCUAAGAAUGCUGAUUAUUACUCCCAUUAUGUAACAGAAGAUUUCACCACAUACCUGAAUCGCAAGCGGAUGGACAAUUGCCAUGGAAACCAUUUAGAAAUCCAAGCCAUGUGCGAAAUUUAUAACAGGCCUAUCGAGGUGUAUCAGUAUAGUUUAGAUCCAAUGAACACUUUCCACAGCUCCUACAAGACUGAUAAUGAGCCCAUUCGCAUCAGCUACCACAGUAAUGUCCACUACAAUUCUGUCGUAGACCCAUAUAAACAGACCAUUGGAGUUGGGCUGGGACUCCCUCUGGCCAACUUUCAGCCUGGGCUUGCAGAGACCCACUUGGUGCACGACGCGACGCGCCAGUCUGAGGAGCUGCACCUUGAGCAGGCGAUGUUGCAGGAUAAGAUCCGAGAGACAGACUGGGAGGUCACACAGGAGACCCUGCAGGAGCAGGUGGCUCGAGAGUCCUACCUGCAGUGGCUCAAAGAUAACGAGAAACGGGCCCGCACUAAUGACCAUCGUACAGCCUGUGCCACAUGCAGUUCCUCUAGUGAUAACACACAGCUGUUGGAGAGUGCCGGUUCCCCAGAGGUCCGAACGGGCCGAUCGCCGCACCAGAAAUCCAGUGCCACCCACGGUCAGGAUAGCCCACCUAGGCUUGAGUCAGGGGACCACCACAACUCACCACGAAUUCCGGAACAAAAAGUGAAUUCCCCUGGGGCUAAGUGUGAUGCAGGAGCAAGUAACUACAUGGAAGGUGCAACAGGAGGUUAUGAGUUUGAAACCCACUCCAUUGUCAACCAGUUCCCCAACUCCAUAUACGCUGACUUUGCAAAUUUUGAUGAAGACGAUAUUUUGGCUCAAGUGAUCGCGCAGUCGCAGCAAGAGUACAUAGACCACUUUAAAAAAAGUACAAACUCCCCGCUGCCUUCCAAUGAAAGCACCUCUACCGGAAACCCCUGCCCAUCCCCUGACAGUUAGCGAAUGUUUGAUAAGCAGCAUUCAAUCUCUUCAAUAAAAUGAUGGGUACAAAAGUUGAGAGCAUGUAACAGCAAUAUGGCAAGCGAUUGCAGUUUGAAAUGAGGAAAGUGGAUAAAGGAAUUCUAGAGUAGGGAUGGAUACUAAAAAUAUUAGCGUAUCAUAUCAUGGCUUUAUUUGUGAUAAAUGAGUUUUACGUAUGCAAUGGAAACUUAAUUGAUCUAUAAGUCUCUAUUGGUUUGAACUCUUUUCUUUUUGAGAAAAUUGUGCUGUUUAUCCCCCCUCCCUCCCCCCGAUUUUGUGAACAAUGAAAAAUGAGUCGCGAUCUGUUCAAAUUGUAAAAAAAAUUAGUUGCAAACUGGUCAAAAUUGUGAAAAAAUAAACGCGAACUUUCUAAUAUAGUGAAAAUUGGCGUCACGAACUUCUUGACAUUGUGAAAAUUUGAGUCGCAAAUUUCCCAAAUUCGUGAAAAACGGCCGUUCUCACAGUAGGAAAAAAGCCCUGAUCUGUUUGUCCGUCACAACACAGAUUAUGAAAUUUCAUUUUUUUUUCGUUACAUAAUUGAUGCUUAAACUUGAUAUUGGAGACUCAUAUUUAAGCUUUAAAACUUAUUGUUUCAAUAAUUUCAACACUUUGUGUGGGGGUGGUAUAUGUUUAAAAAGUAUAAACAUGAAAAUAUCUUUAGGGGUAAAGCUAGUUAAGUUAUUUUUUUGAUAUUCCAGUAUCUUUUUUUUUAUAAAGAACUGCAUUUAUUAUUGUGCUUAUUAUUUAUAAUAUUGCCAACACUUGAAUUGUAUUAUUGCUCUGACAGUGGAAAUCUUUUAUUUACAUAAGCAAUACAGAUGUAGUACAGAUAAAUGAGUAUUACAGCAAGAAGAAGUGUAGACUAUGAAUUGUUUGUGCGAUAUUACAGAAAGAAAUUCUAGACUAGAUUAACUGUUACACACAGGAAUUGUAUUUGGCCUGUUUGUUUUCAUUCCUAUCCAUUAUAUAUCGGUAUGCAUUGUUUGAUACCAUUAUCUUUUAUUGUUUCCAUAUACCAUCCUUAUCUUAGCAUUUGUGAAAUAUCUGAUUUUUGGAAAUAAUGUAUACUGAAAAAACAUGCCCUGCAUAUACUAAGACUGCUACACAAUGCUGAUUGUAUUGACUUGUCUGUAUGAGCCAUUUGCAACCCAACAUACUAUUAUUACUAUCACACUUUAUACAAAUAUUUACAUUUAUUAUUGCGACUUAAUAUUUGUGUGAUAAAGAUGUUGUUAAAGCGAUUGAAGGAGAGCAGUUUAGUUCUAAUGUUUAUUUAUCUGUUUUUCUGUGUUUUUAAAACAUCAAAAUAAUGGAAGGCUUGACUUUUUGGUUGAACGUUUAUUUUGAGGUCACAUAAAAUGUUUUACAUAUUUUCUUGUACGAAAUUGUAAUCUAAUGAAAUACAUGCACAUUUUCCUUUAAAGGGACCUUUUCACAUUUGAUAAAUUGACAAAAUAAAAAAAAUAAUUCAGAUUCCCAAAUUUUAGUUGAUUUUAUGGGUUUUUUUUGCAAGAAAACAGUAAUACUGAACAUUUACCAUGCUCUAAAAUAUCCAUCAUAUGCAUCUUUUGAAGAGUUAAAAACUUUACAUGUUUCAAACGUGAAACGAAGGUAGAAAUUGGAAAGUUGUGUUGUUAUUGAUAUAUUUUGUGACAUUAAAGGGAUAGCUUAUAUUAUUAAUAAAACACUAAGCAUGAAUGGCCUAGGCGAUUAAAUGUUAGACUUUUACACUAAGGGUCGGUGCUAGCAUGAAUGGCCUAGGCUAUUAAGUGUUAGACUUUUACUCUAAGGGUCGGUGCUAGCAUGAAUGGCCUAGGCUAUUAAGUGUUAGACUUUUACUCUAAGGGUCGGUGCUAGCAUGAAUGGCCUAGGCUAUUAAGUGUUAGACUUUUACUCUAAGGGUCGGUGCUGCAUGCUAUUUUUGUUGUUGUUUUAUACUGGAACUCUUUAGUUCCGAUGAUUACAUUUAUCAAUUUGAAGCCACUUCAAAACUUGCAAAAAAUCUGUGAAAAGGUCCCUUUAAUAUGUAAAAAAUAUUUAUUAACAAACACAGUGCCUUCUUACAUUUUAACUUGUGAGUUACCAUCUUUCAUUGCAGCAUUUUCUUAGCAUACUGCAACUUUGAAAACUAGCUUGUUCCUCAAUAAACACGAUUGUUGUUACAGCUUUGUGUGCAUUGACAAAAUAAAACUAUCAUUGACUUUGUCAUGUGGUUGAUAAUGAUUGAAACUGUUCACAAUACAAAUUGUGCUUCGUCUUUUGCAAUUUUUGACAUAUGCAUGCAACUGUUGCGAACCAAGUGGCUAUAGAAAUGUGGAUAAACAGUUGUAGAUAUCAUUUUCAAAAAAGCUUGUAUAAAGCUGGUAUAAAUUACUUUUUUUUUUUUAAAAAUAACGAUGUACAGACAAAUGAAUUGCAUUGGAUGUAUAGGUAUGUGCUCUUUGUGUGAUAAAAUGAGUCGCGUUCUGAGAAAACUGGACAUAAUGCAUGUGCGUAAAGUGUCGUCCGAGAUUAGCCUGUGCAGUCCACACAGGCUAAUCAGGAACGACACUUUCCGCUUUUAUGGUAUUUUCGUUUAAAGGAAGUCUCUUCUACACGAAAAUCCAGUUAAGGCAGAAAGUGUUGUCCCUGAUUAGCCCCUGCAGACUGCACAGGCUAAUCUGGGACAACACUACGCACAUGCAUUAUACCCAGUUUUCUCAGAACGCGACUCAAAUGGUGGAUUGUGCUUUUAGAGUAGAUUUUUUGUUAGUGAUGGAUAUUUGUUGAAAUUCGGAACCUGGGUUCCAGAUUUUGUAUUCAGUUGUUUUUCUUUUACAUUGAAUUUAUUUCAGAUGCUUUUAUGUUGUUUUCCUUCUUUUGAAAUAUUAUUAAACAUUCAGAUGGUGUUUCUGAAUAUUGUUAAUCUCUUUAUAAACUCUUUGAGUCUUGCUCUGGGAAAACAAGGCUUAUUGCAUGUGUGUAAAGUGUUGUCCAAUAUUAGCCUGGGCAGUCUGCACAGGCUUAUGAGGGGCAACACUUUCCGCUUUUAUGAAAUAUUUUGUAAGAGGAAGUCUGUUCUAAACAAAAAACCAAGUCUAGGCAAAAAGUAUCGGACUGAACAGGAUAAUCUGGGAUGAUACUUUGUGCACAGACAUAAAGGACUGCCGAGGCUUAUCUGCGAUGUGUUCAAACAUAAGGGACUGCCGAGGCUUAUCUGCGAUGUGCACAGACAUAAAGGACUGCCGAGGCUUAUCUGCGAUGUGCACAGACAUAUAGGACUACCGAGGCUUAUCUGCAAUGUGCACAGACAUAUAGGACUGCCGAGGCUUAUCUGCGAUGUGCACAGACAUAUAGGACUGCCGAGGCUAAUCUGCGAUGUGCACAGACAUAUAGGCCUGUCGAGGCUUAUCUGCGAUGUGCACAGACAUAUAGGACUGCCGAGGCUUAUCUGCAAUGUGCACAGACAUAAAGGACUGCCGAGGCUUAUCUGCGAUAUGCACAGACAUAUAGGACUGCCGAGGCUUAUCUGCGAUGUGCACAGACAUAUAGGACUGUCGAGGCUUAUCUGCGAUGUGCACAGACAUAUAGGACUGUCGAGGCUUAUCUGCGAUGUGCACAGACAUAUAGGACUGCCGAGGCUUAUCUGCAAUGUGCACAGACAUAUAGGACUGCCGAGGCUUAUCUGCGAUGUGCACAGACAUAUAGGACUGUCGAGGCUUAUCUGCGAUGUGCACAGACAUAUAGGACUGUCGAGGCUUAUCUGCGAUGUGCACAGACAUAUAGGACUGUCGAGGCUUAUCUGCGAUGUGCACAGACAUAUAGGACUGCCAAGGCUUAUCUGCGAUGUGCACAGACAUAUAGGACUACCGAGGCUUAUCUGCAAUGUGCACAGACAUAUAGGACUGCCGAGGCUUAUCUGCGAUGUGCACAGACAUAUAGGACUGUCGAGGCUUAUCUGCGAUGUGCACAGACAUAAAGCUAGGUUUUCCCAGAUCGCUGCUCAUUUAUAUUAACUCUGUUUCAUUGCUAAUAAUAAAAAGAUACUAUAA
Messenger RNA from Dreissena polymorpha, 5771 nucleotides. RefSeq names its product OTU domain-containing protein 5-B-like. The transcript has 9 exons. The record is from RefSeq and is a predicted model, not a curated record. The coding region runs from base 154 to 1719 and encodes 521 amino acids. NCBI's taxonomy places the organism in Eukaryota, Metazoa, Mollusca, Bivalvia, Myida, Dreissenidae. Gene Ontology annotation, biological process: protein deubiquitination. Gene Ontology annotation, molecular function: K63-linked deubiquitinase activity; cysteine-type deubiquitinase activity.